AUGGCCGACGAACUGAAGGUCAACGCCACGAUAUUGGCAGCAUAUCCAGAAUGGACGGCGAAGCCGGAGAUCAAGUUGCCGGGCUGGGGUGAGGCAGUCAUAUUCGUCACCAUCCUCUUCGGCGGCAUGUUGCUCACUCGACGCCGCAACUUCUCCCUCUUCACCUCCCACAAAGGCCAAUACCGCUCCAUCCUCGACCAGACACCACGCAACUCGCAGUCUUCCGGCGAACAAAUAUACGACCUCGAUAGCGACGAUGACCUCCCCGCUCACGAGAAACACUCCUCCAAAACCCGCUCCUGCUGCGGUGUCUGGCCGAUCCACACCCCCAACACCACACGCUUCCGCCAAAACCCUCACAGCCGGCUCUUCCAGAAGUUCCCCUUCCUCGUCGAAAUGCUCUACUGGCUCCUGAACUACCUCUUCUACCGCAUGACCGCGGUCCUCUCCAAUAAAGUCUUCACCGUCGUCGGAAUCUGGCAAGCAGCGCAGAAUCACGCCCUUAGCAUCCUUUCAGUCGAACACCUCAGCUGGCUGAACUUUCUCUUCCCGCUCCGCGAAGUCAAUCUCCAGCAGUGGUUCAUGCACGGCCAUCAAGACCUCCUGACGUUCCUAGACAGAUUGUACUCCUUGAUCCACAUCCCCGGCUCAAUGGCUUUCGUUGUGUGGUACUACUAUGUGGCGCCUUCGCACGCGACGUUCGCGACGGUGAGGAGAACGAUGACGCUGACGAACUUCAUGGCGUUCGUGACGUUCGUGUUCUUUCCGGUCAUGCCACCGAGACUGCUGCCGGAGGAGUAUGGGUUUCUGGAUACCGUGCACAUGGAGGAUGCUGCGUCUCUGUGGCAGUCAGGAAAGCAUGUGAACAGUCUCGCGGCGAUGCCGAGCAUGCAUUUCGGGUACUCGUUCGUCAUUGGUUGUACGAUGAUCUACCACUCGGGCGUCUUUCGAUCGCGGUUCGAGAAGUUUGAGACUAGGAAGAGUACGUUCUGGAGGGUGGUAUACGUAUCGCUGGGGGUCAUGUAUCCGAGCAUGAUCUUGUUGACCAUCGUUGCGACGGCGAAUCAUUUCUGGCUCGAUGCGAUGGUGGCGUUAAUUUAUUGCUGCGUUGCGUUCGUGGCGAACAAAGUCUUCUACGUGCUUUUGCCGCUGGAGGAUCUGUUUCUGUGGGUCAUCAGAGCGGAGAAGUCGGUUCCUAGCACCGGUGAGAGGUUUCAUGCGAAAGGUGGGAGGAUAUAA
This is a messenger RNA of Zasmidium cellare ATCC 36951, 1239 nucleotides long. RefSeq lists its product as uncharacterized. Gene Ontology annotation, cellular component: inositol phosphoceramide synthase complex. NCBI's taxonomy places the organism in Eukaryota, Fungi, Ascomycota, Dothideomycetes, Mycosphaerellales, Mycosphaerellaceae. The transcript is spliced from 2 exons. Bases 1 to 1239 code for a protein of 412 amino acids. The record is from RefSeq and is a predicted model, not a curated record. Gene Ontology annotation, molecular function: inositol phosphoceramide synthase activity. Gene Ontology annotation, biological process: inositol phosphoceramide metabolic process; sphingolipid biosynthetic process.